Messenger RNA from Dentiscutata heterogama, 1140 nucleotides. Lineage: Eukaryota; Fungi; Glomeromycota; Glomeromycetes; Diversisporales; Gigasporaceae. The record is from the annotation of a GenBank genome assembly.
AUGUUAAAGGAUUCACUAGUUCAAAUUGCAAUAAAUGCACGAGAAGCCUCCAAUAAACUUCAAUAUCUAACAGCAGAAGAUAGGAGCUUCGCUCUUAAUAGAAUAAAAGCUGUUCUUGAAAACAAAAAGCGCGACAUUUUUAAAGCGAACGAACAAGACAAGCAGAAUGCAGAUAAACUUGUAAAGGCUGGUACACUUUCCGCGUCCUUAUUCAAGCGAUUGGACUUGGAAAGUGGUGACAAAUUUGCUACCAUGCUUCAAGGAAUUUCUGAUAUUGAUCGUUUACCUGAUCCCAUUGGACAAAUAACAUAUUCAAGUAAACUUGAUGAAGGAUUAGAAUUAUUUAGGGUCACCUGCCCUGUUGGUGUCUUAUUGGUAAUUUUUGAGGCAAGACCUGAAGUUGUUGUAAAUAUAACUGCAUUAGCUCUAAAAUCAGGCAAUGCGGCGAUUUUAAAGGGUGGAAAAGAAUCUAUCCUUACAUUAACUGCCCUAUCUUCUGCUAUUCAAUCUGCUCUAAAUGAUACCGUAAUCCCGCCAAAUGCCAUUCAACUUGUCGAAACGCGAGAAGAAAUUGAUGCUUUGCUAGAUCUGGAUAAAUAUAUUGAUUUGGUUAAUUAUCCUGCUGCAUGCAAUGCUGCUGAAACCCUUCUUAUUCACCGUUCGAUCCUCUCUUCGCAUCUUUUGCCACUUGUUACCGCUUUACAAAAUAACAAUGUUUUAUUGCACCUUGAUCAAGAAUCAUUGUCUCAACUCCCACCAUCUUAUGAUACUUCUCGAAUUCAAUCAUGCAUUCCUGAAGAUUUUGACACUGAAUUUCUGGAUCUUGAAAUGGCUGUAAAAGUGGUUAGUGAUGUUGAAGAAGCAAUACAACAUAUAAAUUCUCAUGGCAGUAAACACACAGACGCUAUUGUAACAGAAAAUGAGCAAAUUGCCAAAAGGUUUAUGCAAGGUGUUGAUGCAGCAGGUGUAUAUUGGAACGCGAGCACUAGAUUUGCUGAUGGGUUUCGGUAUGGUUUUGGUGCCGAAGUUGGGGUAAGCACAAACAAAACUCAUGCGCGUGGUCCUGUUGGUCUUGAAGGACUAUUAAUCUACAAAUACAAGCUUUGUGGAAACGGACACGUAGUGAGUGAAUUUGAGUAA